Trichogramma pretiosum is the source of this 1229-nucleotide messenger RNA. RefSeq names its product zinc finger protein 73-like. Gene Ontology annotation, biological process: regulation of DNA-templated transcription. The coding region runs from base 328 to 948 and encodes 206 amino acids. The transcript is spliced from 2 exons. The record is from RefSeq and is a predicted model, not a curated record. NCBI's taxonomy places the organism in Eukaryota, Metazoa, Arthropoda, Insecta, Hymenoptera, Trichogrammatidae. Gene Ontology annotation, molecular function: RNA polymerase II cis-regulatory region sequence-specific DNA binding; DNA-binding transcription factor activity, RNA polymerase II-specific.
UUUCAAAUAAGAAGAGAUCGAUAAUAUCUUAUACGAAUAAAUUUUUGGAUAAAGUAACUGCUUUAAAAUGUCAACACGACACACUGUCAACGUUAAAGGCACACGAUUGUACAGUACAGAACUCGAAACGAGCCUGUGCCCUAAAUUAUAUCGAUUAAUUAACACUUCUGCUCCAGUAGUCACCGGGAAAACAUCAACAAACUGUGAUUAUACUUGAAAAGUACAAUCAUCGUCAAAUUUUAAGCACUAAAAAAGGGUCACGAAACAACUCGUACAACGAGAAAUUUGAUAAAAUUCCCGAAGAAAUAUAAAUCCCCAAGCAACGACAUGUCGAUCAACGAGGAUUUUUUAGAGGUCGAAGUAUUCGAAUGCGAUGAUUGCGGCGAGAAACACGAGACCAAAAAACGUUUGGAAGAGCACAUACUCAAUAAUCACUUGGGUAAAGCACAACGCGUGUGUAUAAGGUGUGAAAAAAGGUUUGCAAGCGUCCACGUGUUGAAAAAGCAUAUAAGUGCACAACAUUUAGGUGAAAUCAAUGAAUUUACAGUAUACGCUUGUAAGAUGUGUCCAAAAGUAUUCAAAGCGAAAUUCUAUUUGACAUCGCAUUACAAAAGCUGUCAUAUGACAACCAAUUGGACAUACGCUCAGGGAACGGAGUUAGGCAAUUGUGGCAAGGCGCUGACGUUGAAGCUAGUACCCGGAGUUCACUCGUAUCUGAUGAUGCCCGAAAUCAGACAACCAUCGCCGUUUCGAAAAAUGAAUCGAAUUAAUCAUUUUUUGCAGAGGAUGAGAAGUUUCAAAAGAGACCAACUGCGUGGCAAAGUCAACAACCAUGUGAACCAAUUACCCACGCGCGCUCAGCAGGCUACACAAGCGCAACGUCAAAGUGGUUUUUCUGUUCAACAGAUAAACAAAAGCUUAAAUGUUCCUUCGCGCUCGAAUAUAUAAGUUGACUUUUUACUGUAUAUAUAAUUUGAUUUAUUUACAAUUAUAUUGUAUAAAAUUCAAUUUAUUUAAUAAUUAAUAUGAAUAAUUUAUAUAAUUUAUAAUUGUGAAUACGACGCGAUGCGCUCACGCGUGAAGUCUCGUAUCGUAUAAGGCAUUGCGUUACGAGAAAGUUUCGCCGUUUUAUGUAUUAGACGCGAGCCUGCACAUAGUGUGUGCAUAUACAUACAAUAUUAUAUAUACGUAAUAAAUUAGUCGCAACACAGCGCGUGGAAUUAACGGAA